Messenger RNA from Pocillopora meandrina, 24220 nucleotides. NCBI's taxonomy places the organism in Eukaryota, Metazoa, Cnidaria, Anthozoa, Scleractinia, Pocilloporidae. The record is from the annotation of a GenBank genome assembly.
AUGGCGGCGUGGGGCCAACCUGCCGUUGCAGGGUUACCAGCUGAAAUAACUGAAGAAAAACUACAGGAAAAAGGUAAUGUAGCUUGACUGUUCUAAGAGUUGAUUCUUUGGUUUAAUGUGCAUGCUCGAAUGCAUAACCCUAGAUUCUAAUCAGAAAUUCACUUUAACGUUAUGUUCGCGUUGUCAGACAUUCGAUCAGUGAACUCAUGUAACGUGAUCAAAUGUCACUUAGAGGUUUUCCAAAAUUACCCGUGUCUCUUCUUAGGGUAGCUGAGAUUGAUUUUAAGGCUGUCUUGCUUUUUCGUUGUUUUACUCUGAUUGAACUUUGAGUAAAUUGAAUCGUCAGGGUUCAUUCAUACAGAUUUCAUUGUGUCACUAUUACAACAAAUUUGAAACUUACUGUUAAGAUUCGAAUUUCUACUGCGUCGUUGUUGGUUCUUUCUUUCUGGAGCUACAGUGUCUGUGUAGUCCAUUAAUUCUUUUUGAAACACUAUUAUGGCUGUAAACUGGCUUAUUUCAAUACAGUAGUUAACUAAGGUCAACACAAGAUUACAAGAUGCUCAACAACUAAACCUUUUGAAUGCAUGAUGUAGACUUUUACUUUAUUAUUUACCAUGUCAGAUUAUUGAAUGUUCAAGAUUCUUUCCAGAUUAUUUUACUGAACUAUGAACAAAGAUCACAUACUUGUAUCAUGUAAAAUCAGGUGGAAUGUGAAGGACACAAAAAAUUGUCAUCACUGAACAAUGAAGUUCCCACAUUUUAUUUAAAACAUCAAUUCUGAUACAUUUGCUUUUGUACCAAAAUAUCUGCAGCUCGAAAAUGGCAACAACUUCAGUCAAAAAGAUACAGCGAAAAGAGAAAGUUUGGAUUUGUGGAAGCACAAAAAGAAGACAUGCCUCCAGAGCAUGUUAGAAAGAUCAUUCGAGAUCAUGGUGACAUGUCCAGCAGGAAAUAUCGGCAUGAUAAGCGAGUAUACUUAGGGUAAGAAAACUGAAGUUAUCAACCUGAAUGCAAUAUUACUUAUACAAUGUUAAAAUUGUCACACUUACAUUCUCUCAAUGAUAACAUGUAUCAAUGCACUUCUUAUGUUUGAAAUUUUAGUGCACUGAAAUACAUGCCUCAUGCAGUGCUGAAGUUACUCGAGAACAUGCCCAUGCCAUGGGAGCAGAUUCGAGAUGUGAAAGUUCUUUAUCACAUCACAGGAGCCAUCACAUUUGUGAAUGAGAUUCCAUGGGUUGUGGAACCUGUCUAUUUGGCCCAGUGGGGGUAAGUUCAAAAUAGUAUUACUUGAAAGCUGUGUCAAAAAAGUAUAUGUAAAUUUUCAGUUUGAGCCCAAGCUCAAGUCUCUUUCUAGUGAGCUAAAAGGUCUCUUUAAAUAAAUAGUUGUCAAAAAUAUAUAUAGAAAAGGGAAGAAACAAACUCUUGGAAAAUAUCCAGGAACAUUGUAGCUUCCCUCAAAAACAAGCAUGAAGGAUAAUUUUUGUAACAUCAUGGAAUUUUUCAUGCAGAGGUGCAUCUCACAACUCAAGACCAUAAUCAUUUAAAGUUAAUUACCAACAUUUUUUUCUACUUGCCAUGGGAACAGAAAUGGUAGCAGUUCAGAGCACUGUCAUGUUUGUGUUUAAAUAAUUGCCCCUAUAUUGUAGGUGUAUAUUUGUAUGUAGGUAAGAAAAGGUAAUUAAUUUACUUUAUAGCAUUACAAUCAAGGUGGGGACUGUUAAAUCUAUUGAACAAAACACUUUCAAAGUAUCAAGACCAAAAAAUAAUUUUGUUAAAUCAAAGAGUGUUACAAAGGUUGGAGGAAAAUUUCAUGUAAAGAAGGCUUGGGGUAAUUUUUAGCUAAUUAUGCCAACUUGAGUAGGGACUAUUUUGUUCAAUUUCUCUCUUUGGCAUGACUCAUAAAAUGUAAAACUGGAUGUUACUCCUUGAUUUAGCACCAUGUGGAUCAUGAUGCGUCGUGAGAAGAGAGACAGGAGACAUUUCAAGAGAAUGAGGUUUCCCCCAUUUGAUGAUGAGGAACCUCCUCUGGAUUAUGCUGAUAAUAUCCUGGAUGUUGAACCUCUUGAGCCGAUCCAGAUGGAGUUGGAUCCUGAAGAAGAUGGAAGUGUUUAUGAGUGGUUUUAUGAACACAAUCCCCUGGUAGAUACCAAGUAAGGACUUUGUAUUUCUGUGAUCGUUGUAAGAACUGAAACCUAAGGAAGUAGCUGUCCCUGGGUAUAGUUUGUUGGAUUCUUUCCCUUACAGGAAACUGUAGAAUGUGACCUGAUCUUCUGUAGAGGUGUAGUUCUAGACCCAUGUAUCAGUAGUUUUUCUGAUUUAUGACUUAACCUUUUAAGUCUCAUGCAGGACUAAUGCAGAAUUUCUCUUUAAAACAUCAAUACAAAAUCAAGCAGAAAAUUGAUUUGAAGAAGUAAAAUAUUAGUUAGGAUAUCAUUGAUUGGACCAUACCAAAUUCUCCAAACAAACAUCACAAGAAUUGUAUAGCCAGCAAUGGUUAAUUGAUAAGCCAUACUACUUUUUUCAUAACAUCCUGCUUUCUUUUUAGAAUGGUCAAUGGAUCUUCAUACAGAAAAUGGAAUAUUACACUGCCAAUCAUGUCUACACUUUAUCGUCUGGGAAACCAACUUCUGACAGAUCUUGUAGAUAAAAACUACUUUUACUUGUAUGAUCUGAAGGCAUUUUUCACAGCUAAAGCAUUGAAUGUUGCCAUUCCUGGAGGACCAAAAUUUGAGCCUUUGGUGCGAGAUGUCAAUGUCCACGACGAAGACUGGAAUGAAUUUAAUGACAUAAACAAGAUCAUCAUUCGGCAGCCCGUGAGGACAGAGUACAGAAUUGCAUUCCCUUAUCUGUUCAACAGUUUGCCAUACAAAGUGCAUCUACCCUGGUGAGUUGGUUAACCCUUAGACCCCCUAAGAGUGAUUAGUGUCUAGUUUCUCCUUACAAGAUCUUGUUUUCCCUGUCAGCAUAUGAGGAAAUGAAUAAAGAGCAGUAUGGAGAAUAUGCAUACUGAUGUAAGGAUGUGAAGGAUUAAAUGCAUGAAAAUUACUGUACACAAAACUCAUAGGUAGGAAAACUGAGUAACUGCUUCCAAAUCAAGUUGCAGUGACACAUUUUCUCCCCAUCAUCAUAUGGACAAAUUUAAAUCAUUUUGAAAUUUGGGUGACUGGUUUUUUAUAUAAAAAUCUGUCUUCAUACUACUUUCACAAAGAUAUUGACUUCGUGAUCAGUUGUCUCCUGAUCUUUAAGGGUCUUGUUUCCUGUUAUGAGCCAACCAUAAGGAUACUUGAACUUGUUGGAUGUUUGUCACCCUCUGCCACCAGAUGCGGGUAACAGCAUUGCUUAAAGAAUGUUGAUUGUUGUUUGGAUUGGUGGCUAAAAAAAAAGUGGUUCAAGUUACUGCUGCAAGUCUAUAGAUGAAGCAGCUAUAGACUGCUCUUUGAUCCAAACACAUGUGUAAUAUAGGAACAGAAUGCAAAAUGCCAGAACUUAAUUCUCAGUUACCUUAAUGAAGUUAUAUAAUCCUCAUAAACACAGUUACUACUGUGUGAGCUUUAAAUAAAAAAGGAGAGCUACCUUGUUAUUGGCACAAUAUAUGUAAUCUUAGAUUAAUAAAAUGUCUGGUUAUUCUUUAAGCUGUAAGCGUAUGGAAGACCAGCAAUGAGUGGUCAAAUAGUGUGUCUUUCUUUGGAAGUGAUAGCCAUACAAGAUGGGUGAAUGUUGCUUCAUCAGUUGGUGUUGCACAAUUAUAAACCAGGGAGAUUUAUCUCAAACUCAAGUCUUUGUUUUUGUCAGGUAUCACCAUCCAUCAGUUGUUUACAUUAAAACAGAGGACCCGGAUCUACCAGCAUUUUACUUUGACCCUCUUGUCAAUCCAAUCGCCCACAGACAUGCUGUCAAGGUACUUUGCUUUGCUUUUUUGCUAUUUGAAACUUAAACACUUUGUAAUCAUCUGGGUGACUCUAAUGAUACUUCUUUACAAGAAUUCAAAUAAGGAGUUUCACGAAGAAGGUGGAAACCUUGGUCCAAAUCAUUGACAAUAGCUGUUUUCAUGAUUGCUCUUGUCCUAAAAUGGUCUGUCUAAAACAAAAUGGAGUGGACUGUUGAGAAGCUAGAAACAAAAUUUGCAGUGACAAAUUGUCGUAUAAUUCACAUUUUCUUUUAAUUUGGGUAAUGCCAAUGUAACAAUUCUAUGGAGUUCUUUACCAGUUUGGCAGCAGCUGUUCCUCUGCAGUCCUGGAUCUAGUUGUUCAAAUGCUGAUUAGCAUUGACAUAGGGUUAAAUUGAAAUCCAGGUUUCUUUAUUUCUCCAUUCAAAAGUCCUUUUCAGAUAAUUUCUCUAUUCUUUUUAGAACAUUCAAAAAUCAAAUAGAAGACAAAAAUAAUUAAACUUAAUUUUCUUUGAAAUCAAAUUUCAUAAUAACCCUGGGUGAUCUUAACCCAGCUUUGAACAACCUGGCCCAAGGCAUUUAUAGUAGUGGCUGUUUUGAAGCAUUCCUAAUGCCCACCCCUCCCAGUUUUUUCCUUCCAUGUAUGCAAUCAGUGUUAUGGUGUCUGAUAUGGGGCUCAUGGUAAGGUUGUAAGGAUUCCCCAGCCAUGGAGGCAGUUCUCUAUUGUUGGCCCUAGUGGAAGUCUGUGGAUGUCCUAGGCAUCCACCUUCUUGAAGAAGUUACACAGAGGUUACUUACUAAAGUCUAAUGACCAAAAGCACAAUUUCUAGUAAUACACUCUGGGGGAAGUAUGUGAAAAUUUUAUAUCAAUUGUUUUGUUGAUUUAGACAACAGAACCCCAGCCUGAUGAUGAUGAAGAUUUUGAACUGCCUGAAGAUAUUCAGCCAUUCUUGCAAGAUACACCACUGUACACAGAUAACACAGCAAAUGGUUAGUACUACUUUUGUUUAGCUAAAAACUAUUUUUCAAUUCCCAAGUUGUUAGAAUUUGUUUUACAAAGGCUGCUUUUACAGUUGUAAAAUGUUUUGGUGGUUUAUCUUUUAAGGUAUUGCUUUGCUCUGGGCUCCCAGACCAUUCUGUUUAAGAUCUGCCAGGACACGCCGAGCCAUCGAUAUACCAUUGGUGAAGACUUGGUAAGAAUUCCCAUACUGUAAUACAAAAAUGUAAAUGUUGUGUUCAGGUGUGGGUUGUUUUGUCUUGUGGUAAUUUUUUUUUUUUUUUUUUGGACUCAAAUAAUUAUUAAAAUGUCAAUUAUUUUUUAAGGCCUCAGCUUUUAAGAGUACUUUGUUAAAUAAUUGGAAAUCAGUCCAAGGGAUGAUGUACUGUUACAAGCCUUUUGUUCUUGCUUAUUGAUUGGAGGAUUUUGAAAUUGUAUAGGACAUAUUGCACAUCAAGUAUAACCUUAAGUAUUGUUAUUUAUAACAGGGUAAUGUAGUAUUACCAACUGAGUUAAUUACAUAAAUUGGCCUCUGUAAAGAGUUUCAAAGCUGACAUUUCAAGUAUUAGCCUGAUGAAGGGCUAGCCCUCGAAAUGCCAGCUUUGAAACUCUUUUUGGUUUAUGUCCUCAACUCAGUUGAUAAUAUUAGAUUACCCUGUUAUUCUCUCCCGCUGAUACAGCAACACAUUUUCUUUAGAAACUUGUCCCCUUUAUUGUUAAUUUUAUACAGGUAUCGUGAACACUGUCCAUCGGCUCACCCAGUUAAGGUGCGAGUGUCAUAUCAAAAGCUUCUUAAGUGCUAUGUUUUGAAUGCACUGAAACACAGACCACCUAAAGCACAAAAGAAAAGGUAGACUUGCUUAUUUUUUUAUCUGUGGUUGUUUGCAGCAAUAUAACAAUUUGUCCAAUUUUGUUCUCUUAUUCAUUUUGACUGUUGCCAUUGUAUCAAGUCUAUUACCAAGAAAUUGAGCAAUUAAACCUCACUGUUGUGGUCAACUUUGCAACGGGUUUACGACACAUCCUAAAAGCACCCCACAAGGUCACUUUCUCUAAAUCUUUUUUGGAAAAUCAGUAAACAGAGACAAACUACAAACUACUUACUGUAACUAUAAUAAUAAUAAUAAUAAUAAACUUUAUUUACGUGUCAAAUAAGAUAGCAGUUUCCCACUAAGUAAGGACACCUAAACUAAACUAAUCUAAUCUAUAUAAAACUAUGCAUUAAAAAUUUAUUGGAAUAUGAUAAAAGAGCUCUUCCCAUAUAAAACCACCCUACCCCGAAAUAGUAGACCCCAUGUUUAUAACCCUGUAUAAUAAGAUAAUAACCUUAAUAUAAUGAGAUAAUAAGAUAACAAUAAUUACAAUAAUAUGAUCUUGAUAAUAUUUAAAAUAUUUAAGAUCUACAUAAAAUACAGUUCUUGCAAUUAUUCGAAGAGAUUAAACUUUGUAUAUCUACUUUAUGUAAAGCGUUUUUAAAUUCUUGCAGCGUUCUUAGUGCUCUUAUAAUUUUUUUUUAAUUGCAUACAAUUUAGUGAAAAAUAUGUGAUUGGCUUUUUCAUUGUUCACAUUUGAUAAAUAUUUCAAGAGUUCACAAUAUUUUGAGUUCAAGACGCAAACAGAGAAAUGAAUUUUCUUCAUUUGUGGUUUUUAGAUAUCUGUUCCGAUCCUUCAAAGCGACAAAGUUCUUUCAAACGACAACUCUUGAUUGGGUGGAAGUGGGUCUCCAAGUGUGCCGGCAAGGCUACAACAUGCUGAAUCUACUGAUCCACAGAAAGAACUUGAACUACCUUCAUUUGGAUUACAAUUUCAAUCUGAAACCAGUCAAAACUCUUACCACAAAGGAAAGAAAGAAGUCCAGAUUUGGAAAUGCUUUCCAUCUUUGUCGGGAGAUUCUGCGACUCACAAAGCUAGUUGUAGAUUCCCAUGUGCAGUACAGACUGGGUAAUGUAGACAGUUUUCAGGUAAGUCCAGAAAAUUAAUUGUUGUCUCUGUGUUCUCCCUUAUUUUGAGUAGGACAAGUAAAGAAAGGAUUGCUCUGGUAGAGCAAUCCUUUUAUUGGUUAAAUUUUCAAGAAUUUCAAGCAAUUUUGGAAAACAAUAAUAGGUACCACAGGCAGUAAUGUUUACCAGUUGCUGCCUUUAAAAGGAGGACACUGUUGUCUCUUCAAGAUUGCACAAGAUGUUAACUUUUAAGACAUGAUCAUAUAAUAAAGAUAGAUGUGGUGCUUUUUUCACUGAUUUGGUUGAAGAGUAAAAAAAUUUCUGUCUCUGGCUUAUGAUAUUAAACUGCUUUACAUCUUUCUUUACUCAACCACCAUUUUAAAAGUUGCUUAUCUCUCUUACUCUGUGCUCUUACUCCCACAACACACUUUCAAUGUUGAUAACCCUGGCAGCUUACAGAACUGCUUGGGGGUUGGCCCAGUGGUGAAAGGGCUCACCUUCGAUGCUGUGGCUCAGGUUCGCUACCCACACCUGGUGUCACAUGUGGGUUGAGUUUGUUGUUGUUUCUCAUCCUUGCCUGGAGAGUUUUUCACUAGGUCCUCUGGUUUUCCUCCUUCCACAAAAGCUAACACUCCAAAUUUCAAUGUGACCUGGAAACAGUGGGCUAGAAUAGCCACCUCAUGGAAUGUUGACUACUAAACUUACACUAUUAUUCCAGUUCCAUUUUCAUUACUAUUAUUAAUAGCACUUGAACUAAGUAUAUGGCAUUUAUAACUCACUUGUCACAAUUUUAAUGCAUGUAUUGAUUGUGAAGUGAACUUUAUUUUGUGUACAGCUUGCUGAUGGUCUUCAGUACACCUUUGCUCAUGUUGGUCAGUUGACUGGAAUGUACAGAUACAAGUACAAGCUCAUGAGACAAAUCAGAAUGUGUAAAGACAUCAAACAUCUCAUUUACUACAGAUUUAACACCGUAAGUGUGGUGUAUCUUUCUCCAUCCCAUAUUGAAUAAGCAUACCACUAUUACUUUGAAGAUGAUAUUCAGGGUUCGUACAGGUCCUGAAAUACCUGGACAAUCCUGCAAUUUUGUAAUGCAAUUUUCCAGGACUAGAAAGUCCAGCUAAAAGGCUGCAGAUUGCAGAAAGUCCUGAAAUUUGGACUGCAGUAUUGAAUUAAAGUGGUUGACAUUUUACAUUUAUGUUUUCUUUACUCUCAUCACUUGCUAUUUUGAUAUUAUGGGGAAAAGUUUAGUCACUACUCAGAGUUUGAGGGGUUGAUGUGAAUUUGUGAAGUCUUGAAAGAGUCCUUGAAAUUGUUUCCAAUAAAAGGUACAAAUCCUAAAUAUUAGCACUCUAAAAUUUUUUAAAACAGUUAUAUCUUUGUUGCAGGGACCAGUUGGGAAAGGUCCGGGAUGUGGAUUCUGGGCACCUGGCUGGAGGGUAUGGCUAUUUUUUCUGCGUGGGGUUGUACCUCUCUUAGAGCGUUGGCUUGGUAACCUCCUAGCCAGGCAGUUUGAAGGCAGACACUCCAAGGGUGUGGCCAAAACAGUAACUAAGCAGAGAGUGGAAAGCCACUUUGAUUUAGAGUUACGAGCAGCUGUCAUGCAUGACAUCCUGGACAUGAUGCCAGAAGGUAUUAAGCAGAACAAGGCCCGAGUCAUUCUGCAGCAUCUGAGUGAAGCUUGGAGAUGCUGGAAAGCCAACAUUCCUUGGAAGGUAGGAAUUGUUCAAGUGCUUUAGUUUUAUUUGUUUCUGGGAGAAGUGGUAGACUUUUGAAGAAUAUAAGGGUAGUUUAUUUCUAGCCUCACUUCUUAUAUGGUAUGUUUUCUUAAGCAUGAUACUGUUCAAUUAAUUUUCACAAUGCCUCCUCUGAUGCAGGAGAUAAACUGUCAUGGUGGUAGAGCAAAAUUUCAAAAAUACAGUAUUAAAACACUUUUUGUAUGGUUCCCUUUAAGGAAGAGAAAUAAUACUUCUUUCCCCUUCUACUUAAACCAUCUGUGAGAGUUGUCUAGAUACUGACCUAAAAUAGCCUGGUAUGCAAAAAUGUGUUCAUAAAAAUGGGUCUGUUAAGCAAAAUACACAGCCUUCCUUUCUGCUGCAUUUGUUCAAAUAGACGAAGGAGAAAUGAAACAAGGAGAAGAGAAAGUAAAAUGUUGCUUUUGGCCAUUCAGUGGUAAAGCUGACCAAAUUGUUUUGUUUCAUCAGGUGCCUGGCCUUCCAACACCAGUUGAGAACAUGAUUUUGCGGUAUGUCAAAGCCAAGGCUGAUUGGUGGACAAACACAGCUCACUACAACAGGGAACGUAUCCGUCGUGGAGCCACAGUUGAUAAAACUGUUUGUAAGAAAAAUCUUGGACGUCUGACAAGACUCUAUCUCAAAGCUGAACAGGAAAGACAGCAUAACUACUUGAAGGUGGGCAUUCUCCUUGAGAAAGAUCUGAUAUUUUUGGAUAUUGUGGGAAUGCAAUUCUUCCAACCCAUUUCUGAAACAGAUUUUUACCUUCUGAGUACACAGAAUUGUGCUAGAGAGUCAAUCCAUUAACCGGUGAAAAACUGAGUAUACUCCUGGCAUAUUUCUGCACAUCUGAUGAAUUCAGUCAGUUCGUUUAGUCAUUGCAGAUGUUUUACUAAUUUUUCCUCAAAUGAAAUCCUUGGUGUAGUCAUGUCCCUAUCUGGUAUACCAUACAUGUAGCAUUGUGAGUCUGUGAAGACAGAGUACAUCUGAUGAAGGGUUAGCGCUGGAAAUGUCAGCAUUAGAAACCAUCUACAGGGCCAAUUUACAUUAUCAACUCAGUUAAUAAAACAAAAUUAUCUUGUAAUACCCCCUACUGACACAGCAUCACACUUUCUUUACAAACUUACCCUCUCAUUAUGAGGACCUUAUGAUUGAGGGUCAAUGUUCUGAGCAUUAUCUUGGUGCUUCUCUUCACCCAUAAUUAUACAUGGUAACAGCACACCGAGGGAAAUGUGGCAAACUGUCAGGUUACCUGUUGCAGACAAACGAUAUGUCCAGGAGAAGUAGAGGCUGCUUGAUGCAGAAGGAAUGUGAAUAACUUCUCAUAGCAAUAGGAUAUGGAGCUAAAACUUUUCAUAAGAGAAAUAUGCAAUUUCUCAAAUUUUCUUGUUUGACAGGAUGGUCCUUACAUCUCUGCUGAGGAAGCAGUUGCAAUCUACACAACUACAGUUCACUGGCUGGAGAGCAGAAGGUUCUCACCAAUCCCUUUCCCACCCCUCUCCUACAAGCACGACACCAAAUUGCUAAUUCUAGCUCUGGAGAGACUCAAGGAAGCCUACAGGUGUGAUGAGUGUAGCAUUUGUCUUCAGAUUCCAUGUGAUUAAAGUUUGUUUAAUUUUGUGAAAUUUUCCUCCUUGACAUUCUAUUUUGUGUAUCACUUUUAGCGUAAAGAGUCGUUUGAACCAGUCCCAGAGAGAAGAGUUGGGACUGAUUGAACAAGCAUAUGACAAUCCUCAUGAAGCACUCAGCAGAAUCAAGCGUCAUUUGUUAACACAGAGAGCCUUUAAAGAGGUAAAGCACCAACCAUUUUUGGGCCAAACUGCCUCCUGGUUAGCUUACAGUUACAAGGCUAGACUGUUGCAAAGGAGGGCGAAGGAUCAAGCCCCAGGCCAAAAUAAUACACAGGGUCUUCAAGUAUCAUAGGAAAAUGUACUGCCUUUGCCAUGACAUGUGCAAAUGGUUUGACAUUCUCAGUGUUCUCAGAUAAGGACAAAGAAUGAUAGACUUGGUGUCCUGCAUCUUCUCUGUGCCGCUUAGAACAUACACACUUCUUCCAAAGAGGAGGGAAUGUAGCCCCAGGUGUUGGAGUCUGGCCUUGUUAUUGCUCAUACAGGCCCCCUUUUAAACUAGCUUUAUAGCUGAACUGGGCCAGUCUGUCUAAAUAUCACAAAUGAAUAAAUAAAAAAUAAAUAAUUGAGAGAGUCACAAAUUAAUCAGCUCAUGGUGUGGUGUUUUACCACUUACAGGUUGGUAUUGAGUUCAUGGACUUAUACAGCCAUCUUAUCCCAGUAUAUGAUGUUGAGCCAUUGGAGAAAAUCACAGAUGCCUACUUAGACCAAUAUUUAUGGUAUGAAGCAGACAAGAGACGUCUGUUUCCUCCAUGGGUCAAACCAGCUGACACUGAACCUCCUCCACUCCUUACGUACAAAUGGUGCCAAGGUAUGUACACCCACAUUAAGCUCAUGAAAGAAAUGCUUGCUUCUUGUCAUUGCUAUUUCAUGAAAGGAGGCAAAAGAGAGUCCUAAAUUCAUGAAAAGGUUUGGACAUUUACAAUCUAGCCUGUGAAGCCUUUAUUUUAUUUAAAGAGGGUGGCACUUAAUAGCCAAAGGCUAAUAAACUUGUGGCCCUCACAUAUUUGAUCUCACUCACCCACCCAGCCCAUGCAUGAAAUGUACAAUGAAACAACAGAUAGACCACCACACCGGGAACUACGCCCCCUACUAGUCCCCUGCUGACCAUGUAACACUGAAGAUGCAGGAGACGGGGCCUACGGUUUAUAGUCCUUAUCCGAGAAGACUUGAAUGUCUAACCAUUUGCUGGUACAAUUACAAAGGCAGCACAUUCUCCUCAGUUAUUUUAAGACCCUGAGUGUUGGUCCGGUCUGGGGCUCGAACCCUCGACCUCCCGCACAGCAGACUGGCGCUCUACCAACUGAGCUAACCAGGCGGCGGUUAGCCUGCUCCCAGGCUAACCUGGGAGCAGGCUUUUGUCGUUACCGCUGCAGGAUGCACGUUCCUUCACCUGCUGGAAGAUUUGAGACGAGUCAGGGAGAGAUUGGCUGGGGCAAUUUUUCUAUUGCAGUGCGUUGCUUUUGUUUUUCGUUCCUGUCUUGUUAAUAUAAAAUUACUCCUGAACAGAAUAUGAAAAAUAAUGUUCUGGAAAAAGUGAAAAAAAUAGUCUAGAAUUUUUCAUUUAAAUACACCCUAGUAAUAAAAGCUGUCUAAUAGAAAUCUUUGCUUUCUUUGCUCUCAGGAAUCAACAACUUGCAAGACGUCUGGGAGACAUCUGAAGGCGAAUGUAAUGUUAUGAUGGAGUCAAACUUUGAAAAGAUGUAUGAGAAGAUUGAUUUGACGUUACUGAAUCGGCUCCUGCGUCUGAUUGUUGAUCACAACAUUGCUGAUUACAUGACGGCAAAGAACAAUAUUGUGAUUAAUUAUAAGGUUGGUUUCCUCUGAGGACUCCUUACUCAGACAAUCACACUACAUAACCAAUGAUUACACACAGAUUCUAGCCAUUCCCUGCCUUGAUAGCUUUCCUAUUAAUUCAACAGGACAUGAACCACACCAACUCUUAUGGCAUCAUCCGUGGUCUUCAGUUUGCGUCAUUCAUCGUGCAAUACUAUGGAUUGGUGAUGGAUCUUUUGGUGUUGGGUCUGCAGAGAGCCAGUGAGAUGGCAGGGCCUCCACAGAUGCCAAAUGACUUCUUGACUUUCCAAGAUGUACAGACAGAGUCACAGCAUCCCAUCAGAUUGUAUUCAAGAUACAUCGACAAAGUGCACAUUUUCUUCAGGUAAUUAUUCAUAAUGUUCUUGAUUGUAGGUCUCAAGGGCUUAUUUUAAAAAGACACUGUUCAACCCCUUAAGUCCCACUGGUGACCAAGAGAGAAUUUCUCCUUACACUAUCAGUAUCAUGUCAAGCAGACAAGUGAUGAGAAUAAAAACAUUAAUUAGGGGAUUAUUCGUUGAUUCAAUUCCAAAUUCUCCAAACCAAUGUCAUAUAAUUUGAAUAGCAGACAGUAAGGAGAAUUAUGAACGAGAUCUUGGGAAUGAAAGGGUUAAAAGCUAUGAAAUCCUAAGCAUUACUUAAUAUUGUAACUUGUCAGGUUUGUGAAGUUUUAAUGGAAUGAAAUACCUAAAAUGGAAAAGAGCCUUGGUGAAAUUCAGAAGAUUUCUGAUUUGAAGGUUUGCCAAUUUGCGUGAAAGAUGUCAGUGCAACUUGAAAAAUACGUAUGCUGGAGAGCCAAGUUUGCGAAUCUUGUUAAUCUGUUUAAGUUUAGAGUAACCUUUGAGUAUUUCUUUGUGAUGUCAGAAGCCUCAAAAUUAAGAUAUUGCAAAAGCCAAUUUUGCCUGGUGUUACAGCAACUUUGGAUUGUAUUUCAGGUUUACAGCAGAUGAGGCCCGUGAUCUGAUCCAGCGUUACCUGACAGAGCACCCUGAUCCAAAUAACGAAAACAUCGUAGGCUACAACAACAGGAAAUGCUGGCCAAGGGAUGCACGUAUGAGGCUCAUGAAACACGACGUCAAUCUUGGGCGUGCUGUAUUCUGGGACAUAAAGAACCGCUUGCCAAGAUCUGUGACAACACUCAACUGGGAUGAAAGUUUUGUGUCUGUUUACAGUAAAGACAAUCCAAAUCUGCUGUUUAACAUGUGUGGCUUUGAAUGCCGCAUUCUUCCAAAAUGUCGUACAACAUUUGAGGAAUUCACUCACAGGGAUGGAGUGUGGAACUUGCAAAAUGAGGUAUGUACAACACAUGACUGCUAAUGAAUCUUGCCCUCAAUCAGUUUUUCAUUUUUAGACGGACAAUCUCUCAUUUGUAGGAGCCACACCGUAGCCUGUUCAGUUAAUAGAACAAAGCGAAAUGGUAAGCAGCGUGUUUGAGUCGAGGGAGACCCGGACCUCCCUCAAUUUCGCUCUUUCGCACCGAUUACUAUUUUGCUCCGUUUUACUAAAUGAAAGCCUGGAACGAGCUAAAUGCUUCAUGAUUCGAAUCAAAGACUGUGAUGUACUUAGACACCUUCAACUUAUAGAAGAAUUCAAGCUGUUAGCUCAGUAAGAUAGAAAAAACACACAAACAAGGCAAAAAUAGGGACGAAAAUGGCUAAACAUGGAGGAGAUUAUAAGAGAUUUUAAAUGAAGUGUUUUUGAACACGCAAUAAAAUAAAAUAACAAUUUUUUUUGAUGACAGGUCACUAAAGAGCGAACUGCUCAGUGCUUCCUCAAGGUUGACGACGAGUCACAGCAGCGAUUCCACAACAGAGUGCGUCAAAUCUUAAUGGCAUCUGGUUCAACUACGUUUACCAAAAUUGUGAACAAAUGGAACACGGCUUUGAUUGGUUUGAUGACAUAUUACAGGGAGUCAGUUGUCAACACUCAAGAGUUGCUGGAUUUGUUGGUGAAAUGCGAAAACAAGGUAUUCAGUUACAGUUGUAAAUCGUUUUAUUUCUUACAUACUGGGAUUUACACUGUGAAGUACUAUCGUCGAUACUAUAUCAUACUUUGACUGCGUACUCACAAGUGGAAAUGUCAGUGUAAAAGAAGUAUUAUUGUCACUGGCCAUAAAGUUCGUUGUUUAGCAUUGUCAGUGGUUUUUUUAAAAGUAGUUCUUCAUAUGGAAUUGUUUUUAUCUUCCAGAUCCAAACACGUAUCAAGAUCGGGCUGAAUUCCAAGAUGCCUAGUCGGUUCCCUCCGGUUGUAUUUUACACUCCAAAAGAGCUGGGAGGACUUGGUAUGUUGUCCAUGGGCCAUGUCCUCAUUCCACAGUCAGAUCUCAGGUAAAGAAUGAACCCUGAUAAACUUACCACUCCAAUAUAACAUGACCGUCCCUCGAAACUGAAUCCUCAAUUCUAGAUCCUGGUUUGUCGGAAACUUUUAGUUUGGAGGCUCAAGGCGAGUAUUAAGUCUUAAUUGUGAAGUUAGCAAGAGUUUUCAAAACAUUUGGUUGUUGAGAGAUGAGGGUUUUUGUGCGAGAAAUGUUUCACACGACUAGAAGCUUCUUGCCUUUUGACAAUAAGUCCAUUGGGCAUUUUGUUUUAAUCUUUUAUGUUUUCUGUUUGUUUGCUUAUUUUUUCCUGGCGCAUUAUUGUCUCAUUUGUGCUACAGUCAUUAUUUUUCUGUCACAAUAAUUCGCAUCUUUUUUCCUAUCUCCUUCUUGAUCUCAGUAACCGAGGGGUACUGUUGUUUGUACUUUUCAGGUGGUCACAACAGACCGAUGUAGGAAUUACUCACUUUAGAUCUGGAAUGAGUCAUGACAAAGAUCAGUUGAUUCCUAACUUGUACAGGUACAGUAUAUUGUAAUUCCUGCUAACGUCUCCCCGACUAGUAAAGUUUGUUGCAGCUGAGCAUAUUUGAAAUUUUUGCCCGCUCAAAUAAUUAAAGAAUUGGAUCUGAAGAUUGGUCUAAUUACUUUAAUGUGAACAUCGCAAUACACUUUCAGCGUGAUUUAAACCCAAGCCAUUCUAUGAAAUGCCACACGAUAAUAGUACUGCUUAUUCUGUGAACACAACAGGUACAUCCAGCCAUGGGAAAGUGAAUUCAUUGAUUCUCAGAGAGUGUGGGCAGAGUACGCGCUAAAACGGCAAGAAGCAAAUGCUCAGAACAGGUGGGUUCCAUAGUAAAUUAAUUUUUCGGAAGUCUCUUCACCGGAACAAGCUUUUUCGACAAGCUGCUGUCCAGUCGUUGCGCCCAUGUUCUCAUUUCACAUAUUUGCAUUUCUUAUUUCUUCAUAUCUCCUUCCUUGCCGUUCAUUGGAUGUGCGCUGGCACGUGCGUGCGUUUGCGUGCGUGGUGUGCGUGCGUGCGUGCGUGCGUGAGUGCAAUUGACAGCAUAAAAAAAUACUACGAUCUGGGAUUCGAUUUUUCAGGGUGACUCUUUUUGAUAUUGUCUCACACUCAUGAUAAGACAAAAAAUACCUUCUUCCCAGUACCGUGUUUAAUAUUUACCAUCUUAUUCCAUUUUAAAAACUUUUUCUCAUCGACGUCAAUGUGGAAGGCCGACGGUACAAAAAUGGUCGACUGAAAUUUUUUUAACCGCACUAUUUCGCCUUCUUUCAGUUAGUUUUGAAAAUUCCAGUUGAAAGAAGUCUUCUGUAAAGAUUAUGUUUGUUCUUUACUUUAGGCGAUUGACUUUGGAAGAUUUAGAGGACUCAUGGGAUCGUGGAAUCCCUCGUAUCAACACACUGUUUCAGAAGGACAGACACACGCUCGCCUAUGACAAGGGUUGGAGAGUGAGAACAGACUUCAAGCAGUACCAGGUAAACUAACUUAUAUAUUUAUAUUUUCCGAACAGAGUGAAAGCUGAUUAAGAAUGACUCAAGUCUCUAUUCAUUUUUACUACUUUUCUGAGACCGUCUUCCUCUUUUUCCAUCUGACUCUGGUUUCUUCUUUUUGAGAGAACAUGCAGCAAUCUUUCUAACCAAAUGUGAAGAACAAGUCUUUUCGCUAGAUUUACGACACUUACCAACCAGUACUACUGAAGGAAUUUUUUAAUUUGGAAUUUAUUGUUUCAAGAUGCGUCACCCCUGAAACAACCUUAAAUAAGCUUCAUUACCCACAAGUUUUAAGCCGUUUGUUAUAUUUGAAUUAUUAAGCCCCGUUGUGCCACCUUUUUCAGGUUCUUAAACAGAAUCCAUUCUGGUGGACACAUCAGCGUCAUGACGGAAAACUAUGGAACUUGAAUAACUACCGUACAGACAUGAUCCAAGCCCUUGGUGGCGUGGAAGGAAUCCUGGAACACACGCUGUUUAAAGGAACUUACUUCCCCACAUGGGAGGGUCUGUUCUGGGAGAAGGCCAGUGGGUUUGAGGAGUCCAUGAAGUACAAGAAACUGACCAAUGCACAGAGAUCUGGUUUGAAUCAGAUUCCCAACAGAAGAUUCACACUCUGGUGGUCACCGACUAUCAACAGAGCGAACGUAAGCCAUAUAUAUAUUGCUUCGCACGGACUAGUUUCACAUAUUGUCGCAUGGUUUAUUACAAGCUCAGUAGCUCAUUACUGCGGAAGCCUUUUUCCGGUUUCUGGCGAAUGAAGCAGGGGGCGUGUCCAGGAUUUUUUGAUAGGGGGAAGGUCCAAACUGUAACUGAAAGAACGAAGUCUGUUUGUAGUUGUGGUUGGGGUUUUUUUUUCCCCGCAGCAAAUUAUUUCUCAACCAAACUUACCCCUAUCUUUACUCGCGGUUCUAAGUCAGAUGUUGUUGAUUUUUAAUUUGCGAUCUUGCCGUUGCGAGACUUUUUUCUGCUAAAAACCCACAAGUCUGGCCACUGUGGAGUGACGAGAAGUAUUGCCACUCCUCCUGUACUGGUGAUAAUCAGUCGUAGAUGGCCGAGUUUCCCUGACAUUAAGUUAGUUCCCAGGCACACUCCUGGAUGGAGACAGGAAAUGUCUGGCUUAAAAAAAAACUCGACGCAGUGACCUGGCCAGGGCUUAAAGAAGACUUUAACUACAAGGCGACCACUCUGCUUUAUUAAUUUAUUUAUUUAUUUUUUUUUCUUUUGCGUUUCAGGUUUAUGUUGGUUUCCAGGUGCAACUUGACCUGACAGGAAUAUUUAUGCAUGGCAAGAUUCCAACAUUGAAGAUCUCACUCAUUCAGAUUUUCAGAGCUCAUUUGUGGCAGAAAGUCCACGAGAGUGUUGUGAUGGACUUGUGUCAGGUAAUGCUGAGAUCCACAGUUCGAGGGGCGAAUAACGCUAUUCCACGGAUAGAUUGGUAUCUAGCGCACAAGUGUUCACGGAGCAUACUGCGCUAUCCACCGGAUAAGAUUAACCCAGAGGAUAGCAUUUUCCGCCCUUCAAACAACCGGGGCCAGGAGCAGGCUACUUCCGUUUGUAAUUGGUUUAAAAAACUCGCACUGCCUUUUCAUUCAAUCAGAUUCCAACUGAGACCGAAAGCUUUGAGUAGUUAACUUGUUUUUAUUUUGAAUUAACCUUUGCUCUUUUUUUUUACUGGUCGUCAUGCUUAAUUUAGCUUUGGGUUAACCCUUUACACCCUAAGAUCAGUACGUAUUUUCUCCAUACUGUCCUCUAUGCAUUUUCUAAGAUUCUGACGAGGAGAAUUUAUUUGAAAAUCAAGAGCUGUUCUUAUUAGUGAUCAUUUUCUCUACUCUCGUGAUCUCAAUGCUUGAUUCAGGGGUGAUAUUGUAAGGAGAAAUUAGAUGCGAGUCACUCUUGGGGGUCGUAUGGUUAAGAACAUUUGAAGUUUAAACCUUCUUUGCGCUGUAUCUUACUGAUGUCCAUUAACAUACCUCAAGGUGUUUGACCAAGAACUAGAUGCUCUGGAGAUUGAGACUGUACAGAAAGAGACCAUUCACCCUCGUAAGUCAUACAAGAUGAACAGUUCAUGUGCUGAUAUCCUGUUGUUUGCCGCAUACAAGUGGAAUGUGUCGAAACCUUCCCUUUUGGCUGACUCAAAGUAAGUCUGUGUGUACUUUAUUGAAGUAGAAAAAUCUUAGAAGUCAUGCUGAUUUGCCGUCUGAUUAAAGAAAUCGGCUGGUUUCUUUUUAGAAAAAUUGUCUGCAAUGUAAAAAGGGCUAGUAUUUAGUGAGAUUCUUCUGAUGACUUAAACAAGUCGUCUUUAGCUUGGCUCAGCUAGGUCUUAUUUCACAGAAAACCUCCUCGCUACUACACAUCUACUUCUGUAUUUUAUAUUUAGACACCUUCUUCAGUCAGUAAAUUAAAAUUUGCUAUCGUGUUGAAGCCAGCUAAAUUUUCCAAGUCGAUGGUGGUCAGACCAUUACUUUUCCUUCACUAAAUGAUCUUUUGUCACCUCUUCUUUGCAGUGACAUCAUGGACAGUACUACAACCCAAAAGUACUGGGUCGACGUUCAGCUCCGCUGGGGAGACUACGACUCACAUGACAUCGAGAGAUACGCACGCGCAAAGUACCUGGACUACACCACUGACAACAUGAGUAUCUACCCCUCCCCUACGGGAGUGCUAAUUGGCAUUGACUUGGCUUAUAAUCUGCACAGGUAACACGAGACUUGAAAGAUUUGGAGGGAAAAUUUAUAGGAGUGGAAAAAUUGCGAAGUAGUCUUCAAUACUCUACUGCAGCACAGGCGUCUUAUAAGGGCAGUUAACGUUAUGAGCCCACGAUUUUUUGUUCCACCGGCCAUGAUUGAUUUAAAGUUAGAAGAACAGUGAGAGUGGGGGACGGGGAGAGGAGAGAAGACUCAUCCCCACCCCCUCCUCUCCCCUCUUUUUUAACCGACAUUCACCCCCCUUGGUACAAAUUUUUCUCUCCCCAGCCGUCCGCUGCUAUAAAAAUAAAAAAAUGGCGGCUAUAAUUUUCUCCAAGAAAGUACUGAACACUCGCUCGCCAAAACUACGCUUGCUCUGUGGGCUACGGGUGGGUGGGAAUGUUUCGACUUUCUGGACGAGGAAUGUUAGAGUGAAACCUGGUACUAAGAUAUUACGUUGAAAUUAAUUUAUUAUUUUUUAUUUUUUCUGCAUUUCCAUUUCCAAUUUUUUCCUGAUAACCGUUUCCUGUUACUUCCUGCAGUGCCUUUGGUAACUGGUUUCCAGGAGUGAAACCGCUCAUCCAACAGGCCAUGGCAAAGAUUAUGAAAGCCAAUCCCGCCUUGUAUGUGCUGAGGGAGAGAAUCAGGAAAGGCCUUCAGUUGUACUCCAGUGAACCUACUGAGCCUUACCUGUCUUCGCAGAACUACGGAGAACUCUUCUCCAACCAGAUCAUCUGGUUUGUGGACGACACUAACGUGUACAGAGUCACGAUUCACAAGGUAGGUAUUUUGUGACAUGUUAAGCAGUCUUAUGCCGCAGGAAUUUGUUUCUGUCCGCGCAAAGAAGAAGCUGCACAAAUCCCGAGAACUUCGCUUCGAGGGUGAACGGUGUCUGAUUUUAAGGGUUGAGGGUGCUUUACUUUAAUAAUGUUAAGCCGAACAGAAAGAACUGGUUCUAGCGUGUCCUCAGUAUCAUACCAUGAUUUUGCACUGAAGUAUUCGACUCUCGGAGUUAUUGCGCAUCUCGUGAAUCUUCCUCGCAGAAACCGCCUGGCUACUUCUCGAAAAGCAGGACUAGUUCAAACAGAAUUAUUUGUGUUUGUUAUCAGAACUGAUCGAUACCAUUUACGAAGGAAAAGCUCCCAUCAGCUAGAUCUAGCUAAAAGAAAGCGACCUGUAUUUAGGGAAAAUAACUAAAGAAAACCGCGCGCUUGAUUAUCUUUCACAAUUUCACCUCUUUCCUUUCAGACAUUUGAGGGUAACUUGACGACCAAACCCAUCAACGGCGCCAUCUUUAUUUUCAAUCCUCGAACGGGGCAGCUCUUCCUGAAGAUCAUUCAUACCUCUGUGUGGGCGGGACAGAAGCGUCUUGGACAGGUACGUCGCCUAAAACUGUCAUGGUGUCACCUCUUCCGUUGAUAGACUCAAAAUACUCAGUGUCUUCCACGAGAUAAUCUUAUGCAGUGAGGCAGAUAGGUCGUGUUAUUGUGUCUUGUCUUUUAGUCAGUUUUAGGUUAGACUUGGAAGGGGUAUUUGAAUUAAAUCAAACUAUUUUUAAUGAAAUUACGUCUUAAAGUAUCGUUGACUGUUUAAAAUGAAGUGUGUUUUGAAACUUUAGCUGGCGAAAUGGAAGACAGCAGAAGAAGUAGCGGCCUUGAUUCGUUCGCUUCCAGUAGAAGAACAACCUAAACAGAUCAUUGUCACAAGAAAAGGCAUGCUUGACCCUCUGGAGGUGCAGUAAAAUUUUUGCUGUGUUCUUACAAAUAUCUGUUAAUCAUGAAGAUGUUGAUUUGGAAUUUGGUCUCUUUCAUGAAUAUGCUGCUGUUUGAGUGUGUUGAGGUUGUUGACUAAAAUGGUUUAUUUAUCAGGUUCAUUUGUUGGAUUUCCCGAACAUUGUUAUCAAAGGCAGUGAGCUGCAGCUUCCUUUCCAAGCUUGUUUGAAGGUUUGUUUGAAUUAAAAGUAACACUUAGGUCAGGAAAGCCUCUAACUUUCCUGUUUUCUUAAACCUUUGGCAAAUGUGUUUUAACGCACCCUAUUGUAAUGUUGUCUAAAGCCGUGUUUGUAUCUCGCAGGUUGAGAAGCUUGGUGACAUGAUUCUGAAAGCCACAGAGCCGCAGAUGGUGUUGUUUAACCUGUACGACGAUUGGCUGAAGACUAUUUCGUCUUACACAGCGUUCUCCCGUCUGAUCCUCAUUCUCCGAGCCUUGCACGUGAACGCUGACCGCACAAAGGUCAUCCUUAAACCGGAUAAGACCACAGUUACUGAACCCCAUCACAUCUGGCCGACACUGACUGACGAGGAGUGGGUGCCAGUUGAGGUACGUAGAUGCAGCUUUGUAUUAUUCGAUUCCAAACACCUAGGUCAGCAUGGCCUGUAUGUUUUCGUGUUUUUUCGCGUUCACACGCGCGUGUGGAGUGGUUCAGUCGUACGCGCGCGCUUUGUCUUGUGUCUCGCGAGGUGUCCGUUGGUUCUUCUUCAUAGAUGUUUUCACGAGACUAAUGAAUCAAGCGAAUGACCGUUGGAUUUAUAAUUUAUUCCGAUAUUUUAUUGCUUAUUUUCCUUGAAAGUGAUCAACUGUUGUGUUUGUUGUACAGGUUGCUCUGAAAGAUCUUAUCUUAGCUGACUAUGGCAAAAAGAACAAGUAAGUGAAUGUUGACGGUUUCUAAUUUUUGGGUUUUUUCCUUAAUUUUUUUUACUUUCGUGCAUACUCUCUGCGUUUUCUCAUAAUCAGAUAGCCUCGUGACCUCAAGUUGUCCUUUUUUCUUAGUGUGAACGUAGCUUCCCUGACACAGUCUGAAAUCCGUGAUAUUAUCCUCGGAAUGGAGAUCUCGGCCCCUUCGCAACAGAGGCAGCAGAUAGCCGAAAUCGAGAAGCAGACCAAGGAACAGUCACAACUGACAGCCACUACCACUCGAACCACCAACAUCCACGGAGAUGAGAUCAUCGUUUCUACGACAUCAAACUACGAGACACAGACGUUCUCGUCCAAGACUGAGUGGCGUGUCAGAGCCAUCUCUGCGACCAACCUACAUCUGAGAACCAACCACAUUUACGUGUCAUCAGAUGACAUCAAAGAAACUGGCUUUACCUACAUCCUGCCAAAGAAUAUUCUGAAGAAGUUUAUUGUGAUUUCGGAUUUAAGGACACAGGUAGAGAAUUGUUCAAUUUGAAACUGCUUUUCGAUCGAAGUAAUCGUGAAGAACAAUCAGAGGUCAUGAUCAUGAGCAGCCACUCAUUAGCCCCCUCACUCCUAAUAUCUAGAUGAAAAUUCUCCUUUUUGCCAUACAUUUUCUAUACAUAUUAUUCUGAGAAGGUGGUGUCAGAUCAACUGAUAGUCUCCUAGUUGAUAUGUAUUGGUAUUCUCAAUACUUGCCUGCUUGAUGCUGUAUUGAUAUUGUAGGGAGAAAUUAUGUUUUGGUCACUGCUGGGAGUGAAAGGGUCAAAGCGACAUGUUCUCGUCAACUUAAGGAAAAAUCUUGUCAUUCACUUUUUUUUAAAGUUUCGCACUUCUGCGACAAAUGAUGAAAAUCUUGUAUUUUUCGUGCGACCACUUUGGUUCUCUAGAGUUACUUAGAAUUUGUUCAGAAAAGUGUGAAAGGUGACUGUUUUUCUCCACAAAAGAUUCUUAUGGUGUGUAUUGUUUUUGUAGAUCGCCGGUUACUUGUACGGAGUAAGUCCGCCUGAUAACCCACAGGUAAAAGAGAUCCGGUGUAUUGUGAUGGUACCGCAGUGGGGCACACACCAGACAGUGCACUUACCAAACAUGUUACCACAGCAUGACUAUCUCAAGGUUAGAUCCCUUAAUAUUUGUUCUGUGAAAGAGAGCGGUGAAAAUCACAGAUCUGCUAAAUUUUGAAUCUUCGGAAAACUAACGGGAGAAUACUCUGCUCUCUUCGCUCACCGACUCGUUGUUUGUGGCUUAGCUGUUAAAGUAUCCAAAUUAGCUUUUUUUUGUUUUGUCCCGUUCCACGUUUGUAACAAAGUUUUUACAUCCUUCUUAAAAGUCAUGAUCUCAUGGCUAAUUUCUCUCAAGAGCAUGUCGGGUGAUAUAUACUACUGGACCGCCAACAUCUCAAAUCGUGAACGGGGCGGUCGAGACCGUUACUCAACGAGUUCCCUUAAAAAAAAUAAAAAGUAUCUGAUCUUAUGCAUGCUUUUUCACGAGUAUUUUCUCGGUGGACGUUUUUGUUUACCUAAAAAUGUGGGUAGUUUUCAGUGAAAGGUUUCAACAGUAACACUUUUUUCGUUUUUGUUUUUUCAGGAGAUGGAACCCUUAGGGUGGGUUCACACCCAGCCCAAUGAACUUCCACAGCUUUCUCCACAAGAUGUCACAACGCACGCCAAGAUCAUGGCGGACAAUCCGUCUUGGGAUGGCGAGAAAACAGUCAUCAUUACAUGCAGGUAAACAUUUACUUAAUUUAUUCAGCGAAGCAGGUUCGCCAUCCCUAAAUCAUCCUGUCACAAGGGCUUGAUUAGUUCCCAGCAGUGUUAAGAAAGACAAGAACAGUUAAAUUAAUCAGUGACGUAACGGGAGAAUUGGAGCGCCAGUAAGAAAUCAUCUCUGAGAGGAGAGCAGGGCGUUUCGACAGCACUUGAUAAGGGGCUUAGGCCACCUGCAAUGUUUUAAUGUGAAAAACAUCCUGCUUAUUGUCAGCCAAGCGUCUUCUGUGGGUGUAGAGUAAGAAAAAUGAUGAAUGGUGAGAAUCGUUGGUUAGGCGUCACUCAUUUUAUCCAUGGUUUGGUUUUCAGUUUUACCCCAGGAUCGUGUUCACUAACAGCCUACAAACUGACCCCUUCGGGUUACGACUGGGGGCGGAACAACAAGGACACAGGGAACAAUCCCAGGGGUUACCUUCCGUCUCACUACGAGAAAGUACAGAUGCUGUUGUCAGAUCGCUUCCUUGGUUUCUUCAUGGUACCUACUCAGGGAUCCUGGAACUUCAAUUUUAUGGGUGAGUUCUAUCAAGUGUCACUUUGUUUCAAGAAGUGGUAUUGGUGUCCACAAGAUAUGAGAAACCUUUUUUAAAUUAUUUUUAACCAAGUAACUUCACCAAUUUCACUCCUGUUUCAAAAGCAAAAAUUUUAUAUCGUAUCGGAGAAGAACGGGAAAUGGUAAAGGAGAUUAACCUCAAAAAAUCAAAGAGAAAAAUCCAGUCCAGCUUAUCGUGAAAGUUACGACCGCUUGACUUCAUGUUCUUGACGAUGAAACGAAUCAAAUUGAAGAAAACGUGGCCUAUUUGAUUGUAGUUUAAGGAAUUUUUUACAAACAAUUCUUCUCUUCGAAUUUUGUGGAAUAAUUCUCAAGAAACCUUAAAAUAAACGAAUUUCGCGUGCAUAUAGGAAGAGAAGCAAUGCUCCUAAUUCCUUUUUACUUCGGGAACUGGGAUGAGCUGUUGCGGUGGGAUGUGAAGUUGGGGGAAGGGGGGGGGGGACGGUUCGCUCGUUAGAGAGACUUUGAAAUGACUUACUAUCUGAUAUAUAAAUCUAACAGUCUUCUCCGUUCUCUGCUUUCCAGGCGUUCGUCACUCCCCAAACAUGCGUUAUGAGUUGCAGUUGUCCAACCCCAAAGAGUUCUACCAUGAAGUCCACCGGCCAUCACACUUCCUCAACUUCAGCACCAUGGAGGAUGUAGAAGUUAUUGGGGCUGAUAGAGAUGACAUGUUUUCUUAGCUUGUAUCUCUACUGCCUGUUGAAGAAGGGGCUUAGUUAUAAGUUAACACG